This is a messenger RNA of Peromyscus maniculatus bairdii (prairie deer mouse), 1584 nucleotides long. RefSeq names its product retina and anterior neural fold homeobox (gene Rax). The record is from RefSeq and is a predicted model, not a curated record. Gene Ontology annotation, biological process: positive regulation of transcription by RNA polymerase II. Lineage: Eukaryota; Metazoa; Chordata; Mammalia; Rodentia; Cricetidae. Gene Ontology annotation, molecular function: RNA polymerase II cis-regulatory region sequence-specific DNA binding; DNA-binding transcription factor activity, RNA polymerase II-specific.
CAGAGCUCCACUUUACCCCGAGGCCAAACUUCCAGCUGCUGCAGCGGUCCGAUUGACUUCUGGCCCAGCGCUUGCCCAUCUCCAGAGCGGUUACCCAAGCCGGGUGCCCGCCGAGCUUGGCUUUGGUCGGACCCGUCCGGUUGCGCACGUUCUAGAAGUGCACCCUUGGAAAACACGGGCACCGAGCUUCAGUCUGCAAAGUGCACACCCACCUCCCCAUGCACCUGCCCGGCUGCGCGCCAGCCAUGGCCGACGGGAGCUUCUCUCUCGCUGGCCACCUGCUCCGUAGCCCGGGCGGGAGUACCUCGCGCUUGCACAGCAUCGAGGCCAUCCUGGGCUUUACCAAGGACGACGGGAUCCUAGACCCAUUUCCUGCAGAGAGGGGUUCCAGGGGCGCCAAGGAGCGGGAUCCCAGGCUGAGCGCGCGGCCCGCCUGCCCCAAGGCGCCAGCCGGAGGCUCUGAGUCUUCCCCGCCGCCAGCCCCCGGGCUGGUCCCGGAGUACGAAGCUUCUCGCCCCUGCUACCCCAAGGAACAGCGAGAGGCACGGCCAAGCCCAGGGCUGCCGGUUGGGCCAGCAGCAGGCGACUCGAAGCUUCCAGAGGAGGAACCUCCCAAGAAGAAGCACCGCCGUAACCGCACAACGUUCACCACGUACCAACUGCACGAGCUGGAGCGCGCCUUCGAGAAAUCCCACUACCCGGACGUGUACAGCCGCGAGGAACUGGCCGGCAAGGUUAACCUACCCGAGGUUCGGGUCCAGGUGUGGUUCCAGAACCGACGGGCUAAGUGGAGGCGGCAGGAGAAACUGGAAGUGUCGUCCAUGAAGCUGCAGGACUCGCCCCUCCUCUCCUUCAGCCGCUCCCCGCCUUCCUCUGCUCUGGCCCCGCUGGGGACCGGCCCGGGCAGCGGUAGCGGACCACCGGGGAGCGCCCUGCCGCUGGAGCCGUGGCUCGGGCCGCCGCUGCCGGGGGGAGGCGCCACAGCGCUGCAGAGCCUGCCGGGCUUCGGGCCCCCGGCGCAGGGCCUCCCGGCCAGCUACACGCCACCGCCACCCUUUCUGAACUCGGCGCCCCUGGGCCCGGGUCUGCAGCAGCUCGGGCCGCCGCCCGCGUACCCGUGCGCGCCUGGAUUCGGGGACAAGUUCUCGCUGGAAGAGGCGUACCCUCGCAACAGCAGCAUCGCCGCGCUGCGCCUGAAGGCCAAGGAGCACAUCCAGGCCAUCGGGAAGCCCUGGCAAGCCCUCUAGAGGCGCUGCGGAGCGUGCUGCGAGCCCGGCGCACCCAGCCCGGUGGCCACGCUCUCUUUGCUAGUCCUCCUGCCGCCAGCCAAGUGCCAGCCUUGGGCGGGGACACUCGCGCCUUCUCCAGGCGCUCCAAGAAAGGCCAACGGAACCCCAACCGGGCUACCAGAGAGACGAGUUGCGGGUCCCGCUGAACACACUGCUCCUAGCUGCUCCCAUGAGCAUCAACACCUACCCCCGGGAGGGACCAAGGAUCUUGACCUAGGAUGUUGUCGACGGAAAAGAAAGGGGAGUCAGAAAUAUAGAGUUGAAGAAACUGUUUGUAAACUUAGUUUAAAGUAUU